This is a messenger RNA of Equus caballus (horse), 939 nucleotides long. NCBI's taxonomy places the organism in Eukaryota, Metazoa, Chordata, Mammalia, Perissodactyla, Equidae. The record is from RefSeq and is a predicted model, not a curated record.
AUGGCUAAUUUUACUACAAUGAAUGGAUUUCUUCUCAUGGGGUUUUCUGCCAAGCCUGAGCUAGAAAUCUUAUGUGCUUCUCUGUUCUUAGUCUCAUACUUAGUGGCUUUAACUGGAAAUAUUCUCAUUAUCACUGCAACUUCUAUGGACGACAGUCUUUACUCACCUAUGUAUUUUUUCCUGAAACAUCUCUCCUUCUUAGAUCUAUGCUAUAUUUCUGUGACUGUACCAAGGUACAUUUGCAACUCUUUCAUGCACAAUGGCAAUAUUUCCCUCUGGGAAUGCAUAUUACAGUGUUUUGCUUUCACUCUCUGUGGUUGUGCUGAGAUGGUCAUGCUCACAGUGAUGUCCUAUGACCGCUAUGUGGCCAUCUGCCUCCCACUGCACUAUGAAAUCAUCAUGAAUUUUAAUACCUGUAUUCAUGGAAUCUUGGCUGUCUGGAUCAGUGGGGUCAUCUCUGGAGUCAUGCACACAGCUGCUACUUUCUCCAUCCACUUCUGUGGUACCAAAAUUAUUCACCAGUUCUUCUGUGAUGUCCCCCAGAUCCUGAAACUCUCUUGUUCUAACGAGUAUGUCAGUGAGCUUGGGGUUAUUGUCUUUCUGUCGUUGGUGGCAUUUCUUUGCUUCAUCUGCAUUGGGCUCUCUUACAUGCACAUAUUCUCUACUGUGCUGCAGAUCCCAUCUGCUGAAGGCAGAGCCAAGGCCUUUUCCACUUGCAUGCCACACCUGUCUGUUGUCAUAUUGUUUAUCUCCACUGGUGUCUUUGCAUUUCUAAAGCCACAUUCUGACUCUCCAACUGCAUUAGACUUUUUGCUCAGUGUUUUUUAUACUGUUCUGCCUCCAACACUCAACCCUAUGAUCUACAGCCUCAGAAACAAAGCUAUGAAGACAGCUCUAAGAAAAGUUUUUAAAAGAAGAAAAGCCUACUUCUUUUGCUGA